AUGGCAGAUUUGGAAGAAACUCAGAGUCUUUUAGAUUCAAAUCAAGAUGAUCGGAACAAUAGAAGCAAAAUGUCCCCGUUCUGCGAUCCGAAUCAUUUACUGCACCGAUUCAUCGUCCUUAUUUUCAUGUGUUUUCUGGGAUUCGGCAGCUACUUCUGCUACGACAACCCGGCUGCUCUUCAGAAACAAGUCACCCAGGAUAUGCACUUAACCACCUCCCAGUUCAUGCAGCUUUAUGCCUGGUACUCAUGGCCCAAUGUGUUCCUCUGUUUUUUGGGAGGAUUUCUGUUGGACCGAGUUUUUGGCAUCAGGUUGGGGACCAUCAUCUUUGGACUCUUUGUGUGUAUUGGACAGGUGAUAUUUGCCACAGGUGCUUUGGCUAACCACUUCUGGUUGAUGGAGGCUGGCCGCUUUGUUUUUGGGAUUGGAGGAGAGUCUUUGGCUGUGGCGCAGAACACCUAUGCAGUGAACUGGUUUAAAGGAAAGGAGCUCAACCUGGUGUUUGGUCUGCAGCUCAGCAUGGCUCGAGUGGGCAGUACAGUGAACAUGAACGUCAUGGGCUCGGUGUAUGAUCGGAUGAAAGCUUUACUGGGCCAGUCAGGUCACUUCACUCUUGGAGCUGCACUAAUGAUUGCGGCUUCGACCUGCGUCUUCUCCUUAUUCUGCUCGCUGAUGCUGGCUUACUUCGACAAGCGUGCAGAGCGGAUCCUCAACAAGGAGGAAGGAAAGACGGGGGAAGUGAUCAAACUGAGGGAUGUGAAAGACUUUCCUUUUCAACUCUGGAUGAUUUUCAUCAUCUGUGUGGGAUAUUACGUCGCCAUCUUCCCCUUUAUCGGCUUGGGACAAGUCUUUUUCAUCGAGAAGUUUGAAUUCACGCCGACCCAGGCCAGAGCGAUCAACAGUAUCGUCUACGUCAUCUCGGCUCCUGCCUCACCCGUCUUGGGUUUCUUGGUGGAUAAAACUGGAAAGAACAUCACGUGGGUUCUGUGUGCCGUCAUCACCACGCUGAUCGCUCACAUGAUGCUGGCGUUUACAUUCUGGAACCCCUGGAUUGCCAUGGUGAUCAUGGGCAUCUCCUAUUCCCUGUUGGCCUGUGCUCUCUGGCCAAUGGUGGCCUUCGUGGUGCCAGAACACCAGCUGGGUACAGCUUAUGGAUUUAUGCAGUCCAUACAGAACCUGGGCUUGGCGCUCAUCUCUAUGGCAGCUGGAGCCAUUCUGGACGGCAGAGGGUACUUCUUACUGGAGGUCUUCUUCUGUGCAUGCAUUUGCUUGGCUCUGAUGGCAGUGUUAUUGCUUUACUUUGUGGACUAUGCUCGAGGUGGAGAGUUGAACCUGUCCGCAUCAGCCCGAGCACGACGAUCAAAAAGUAUUGCUGAUUCAGAGUGAUACGUCUUCAGUCCAGUGAUUUCACCCUUCCUGCUGUGGGCUCCCUCACCGGCACUGGGAAUUUCUGCACUACCUACUUCUCCUCACCACACGUACCACUCUUAAUCCCAACACUGCCACUUAGAUACCAGCGGAGAACAGGGCCAAUCCCAAAUCCUCUCAGACAGCCUUCUUCCCUUAGAUGCCGCUGUGCUGAGAAUAUCAGUGGAGUGAUGAUCAGGGCUGAGGAGAGGAGACUGGAGUGGAUUUGGCUGGUUGGGUUGUGGUUGUUCCAUGAACGAUAUUGACAUUCUGUCAGCUAUACCACGGGGUGGCCGUGCACUGAACAUAUUACUUUCUUCUUCUUAAGUGGGCCAGUUUUACAAACUUUUGCACGGGUGAAGCUUCACUGACUGGGAAACUGGAACUGGUUUUAAUUGUGCGUUUGUUGUUGACAGUGAUGUUUCAGAUAUUUAAGCAGAGUUUUUUGGUUGCUCGGCUUUGACGAGUCAGAAGUUUUAUUGUUUCUAGCUUUUUAUCAAUCAUGAUUGUAUAAUUUUUAAUCCAAUCAGGAUUUGAUUUUUUAUUUCUAACCACAACCUGUACGGAGUCGCAGUCGUGAAUGAUUUUAUACUUUGUAAAAACUGAUUUUAAAUGUGCACUUUAUAUGUGCCUUUAAAGAAUCUCAAAAGCUUCCCUGGAUAUUUAUUUAUAAUUCUAUGAAAUAUCAUUUUGCAAGCAACUCGCCGAUCAGGCAUAACAUUAUAACCACCUUCCUAAUAUUGUGUUGGCCCCCUAUUUGCUGCCAAAAUAGCCCUGACCUGUCGAGGCAUGGACUCCACUAGACCCUAUAAGUUGCGACGUCUGGCCUCCAUGGAUCGGACAUUGGAUCGAGAUCUGGGGAAUUUGGAGGCCAAGUCAACACCUCAAACUCGUUGUUGUGCUCCUCAAACCGUUCCUGAAGCAUUUUUGCUUUUUGGCAGGGCGCAUUAUCCUGCUGAAAGAGGCCACAGCCAUCAGGGGAUACCGUUUCCAUGAAAGGGUGUACAUGGUCUGCGACAGUGUUUAGGUAGGUGGUCACAAUUUGGCCCUUGUCAGACUCGCUGAAGUCCCCACGCUCGCCCAUUUUUUCUGCUUCUAACAUCAACUAACAUCAGGAUAAAAUGUCCCACCCACUAACAGGUGCCGUGAUGAAGAGAUUUUCAGUGUCAUUCACUUCACCUGUCAGUGGUCAUAAUGUUAUGCCUGGUAGGUGUAUGUAACCAUCAAAUAGUCCUGAUGGGACUUCAAUUUGUGAAGAUCUAUAUUAUUUUGAGUUCUAUCAAACGUAUACUGACCGUAUGCCCUAAAAUAGAAACAGUCAUCAAUCUCUUAAAAGAAAAUUGGUCUAAAAGAACUCAUAAAGAAACAAGAUACUAAAACAUUUGAUAAGGCUUUUAUUUUUGCUUUGGGAGCCUAUCUACAUGGUUAAUUCAGGAAGUUCAGAAGGGUAACAGCUCCAGAUCUGAUUUAAAUCCUUUGAUUUAUAAUGAAACUUGAAAUCAUGAAACUUUUCUCAGGAAAAUCUUCAUUCUGUGUUUAAAAAGUGUUGAUUUUGGAUUAUUGAAUUGUGUUGGAUUAGGUUUGUUUUUGUACUGUAUAAACUGAAUCCUAAAAGAGCAAAUAAAUAAUGAC
Trichomycterus rosablanca is the source of this 3039-nucleotide messenger RNA. It is a transcript of the gene mfsd1, whose product is annotated as major facilitator superfamily domain containing 1. Lineage: Eukaryota; Metazoa; Chordata; Actinopteri; Siluriformes; Trichomycteridae. The transcript is spliced from 16 exons. The record is from RefSeq and is a predicted model, not a curated record. Bases 1 to 1386 code for a protein of 461 amino acids. Gene Ontology annotation, cellular component: lysosome. Gene Ontology annotation, molecular function: transmembrane transporter activity. Gene Ontology annotation, biological process: transmembrane transport.